AACAAUAGAAUCAUUUGCCCACACAUUCAUCUCCUUGGUGUAAGGCGUCACUGUUCUGCCCUCUGCAAAAAAAACAAGCUUAGAAAUGCCAUCAGGGAACGAAGUGUGCAAAGUUGUUAUGGAAACUAGAAUACUUUGGCUCAGAGUUAUUAACAGAGCACUUUAAGGAUUACCCCAGUCCACAAAAUCAACUGAGGAUUAUCCCGGAGGUGAGCACGUACUCCGGCAUCCCGGGGCGUUCUCAUCCCCUCUCUGCUGUCCACGAGCUCUGCAGGAGCCAGCGGGAAGCCAAGGCCGAGGAGGGGUCACUUUUUAAAAAUAUCCGUGAGAUCCAGGCUGGCAGAACUCGGGUCUGGGUCCUGGAAGGUAGUUCCGACUUGCGUCGGUUUCCUUCCUGCGAGCCCAGGGCGGUGCGAGCCCGCUCUAGUUGGUCCCCACAGCACAAUGUAACUACUGUCUGCAGUCGCCUGGUACUGUGGCACUUUCCCUGGCACAUCAGUCCUCCUCCUGGAAGAGAAGCUGGGCUUUGUGGGGAGAUAUUUAUAGCUGCAGCUGGCUAGCGUUUUUGCCCUCGAUUGUGCAAAUGAGGACUUUUGCAAGUGCGUUUUGUUAGCUCAGCAAGAUCUUUUGGAAUUUUUUUUUUUUAAACAGGCAAUUAUAAAAUGAAGAUUUUUAUCUCUUUUGAGGAAUCUUUUGAACCUUUUGAUGUUUCCCCAGGGGACACAGUAGGAGCUAUAAAGCUGAUGAUAAAGGAUUAUUUCCAUAUUCCACUCUCUGAAGAUAAACAAGGCAAGAUGUACCUACAACUGAUGUAUGCUGGUGCUGUGCUAGAUGAUAACUGGAGUCUUGCUGAUGUAGGAAUAUCACUUGGCUCAAAUCUCAAGUGCUUGGUCAAGAAAGAAAACAAACCAACCCUCUACGUUUACAAUGCAGUAACUCAAGAAACAAUGCCGAUAAAGGGAAGCAUUUGCCUUCUUGGAAAAAAAGUAUCCUAUCUGAAAACACUGAUAAGUCUGAGAUGUGGCUUUCCAGUGAGUAUCUUCUGUCUCAGGACUCCUCAAGGAAAGGAGAUGUAUGACUGCAACACACUGAUGGAUUAUCAAACAGACAUAGGAACAGAACUUCGCUUAGAUGUAUGGGAUGGAUGGAAAGAAUUUCUGACUGGUUGUCUCCAAGGACAAAUGCUUAAAGUCCAACGGUAUCUAUCAGAAGAGGAACCAGUGCUCAAGUACCAAAAGAGAGUAGCACUUUAUAUGGCUGCAUUUUAUGGAUAUAUUGAACUCACAGAGUGGACUCUACAACAAGGAGUAAGGCCCAACGAAGCAGUUGGGGUACAUCCCUAUCGAGAAUGGUGUCAAGAAACGUAUCAUCCAGAUAUCAUUAAAUGUCCCAUUCAUGCAGCCUCCGAAACAGGACAAUUAUUGAUCCUUAAGGCCUUCAUCAAUUACAAUGUCUUAUGUCUAGACUGUAAAAAUGCAGUGGGACAAAUACCACUGACAAUCGCCCUUAAACACAGGCAUAAAGACUGUGUAUUAUACUUGGUGGCUAAAAUGUGGUCCAUGGUUUCUUAUUCUAAAAUUUCAAUCCCCAUGAAGAUCUAUAUUAAAAUCAAACAAUGGCUUCUCAGAGCUCAGCGUCACAUCCGUCAGAGAAGACGCCACACAGGGACACGGAGGUUCAGAACGCGAGUUGGAGAUUUUGUCAUGGUGGAUGGCUUCACCCAGCCAAAAAUGACCUCCAGAGAAUGGAGUAAAGCUGGGAACAAGAGUAUAAAAAACAAACUUUCCAAACUGCCAAAUUUCCACGAAAAAACCCAGAGCAGGAAAACUCUGGAUCCUUUAACAGUUUCACAACAGCAGAAAUGUCUAAGCAGCAUAAAAUUGCCUCCAAUAAAAGAAACAAAUGGGUUCUCAAGAUUACAAGAGUAUCAUCCAAACAAUCAGAAAAAAAAGACAGCAACAUCUAGGAAGAAGGAAUUGAUGACAACAAAUCUGUACUCAGCCCAAGUUCCUCUUCCUUCACUUGCUGCUGGGGGCUAUUCACAUCCUCCUUUUUACUAUGUGACCCCUAAGGCAGCCUGUUUCCUCACUUCAUCCCUUCAGUCUUUUUUGGAAUACAGUGGGAAGACUACAAGAGAGAAUGCAAUCUACUGCUUAGCUACCGCAAGUGCAUUUAAAGAAAAACGGUGGCUUCAGCAAUUAGAAAUUGCAAAGGCUAUGGCAAAGAAGAGCAUUUAUAAUCUAACUACAGAAGGCCCGACUUCAAAAUGAAGAUAUCUUCAGGAGGCUUUCCUUUGAUUUCCUCUUUGCUUUAUUUAUUUAUUUUGCAAGAC
Sarcophilus harrisii (Tasmanian devil) is the source of this 2332-nucleotide messenger RNA. RefSeq names its product ankyrin repeat and ubiquitin domain containing 1 (gene ANKUB1). The record is from RefSeq and is a predicted model, not a curated record. Bases 663 to 2270 code for a protein of 535 amino acids. The transcript has 6 exons. Gene Ontology annotation, molecular function: protein binding. NCBI's taxonomy places the organism in Eukaryota, Metazoa, Chordata, Mammalia, Dasyuromorphia, Dasyuridae.